Molecule: messenger RNA, 1243 nt
Organism: Arabidopsis arenosa
Lineage: Eukaryota; Viridiplantae; Streptophyta; Magnoliopsida; Brassicales; Brassicaceae
Source: the annotation of a GenBank genome assembly
GGAGACUUGGAAGUUGGAACUUUAGCGAUCCACCGUGAUAUAAUAAAAGAGCCGUUCACAUCAUGACUAUGUUCACGAGAGAUCUCAUCCAUCGGAUCGUAGGAUGUGUUUUAUUGCUGCUCUUCGUUUUCCAACGUUUACCUCGCGUAACCUGCCAGCAAGAUUCCAAAUCUGCAGACCGGGAUAGAGAAACCAAUUUCUCGGUGGGAACGACAAUCGGAAUAAUCUUGCUUGGAUUGUUCGUCUCCACUUUAAUCUUUUGUUGCUCGUUCUAUGCAUUAUUUUCAUUCUAUUAUCGUAGAUUGCUUGCAGCAGAAGGCCAUGAAGUAUUGCAUAGAGGAGAAACGAGUGGGGUCGAGAAAGAAAUCAUCGAGUCAUUUCCGGUUUUCCUCUAUUCAGAGGUUAAACGGCUCAAGCUAGGCGAAGGCGGAGUGGAAUGUGCAAUUUGUUUAAAGGAGUUUGAGGAUCAAGAAACGCUACGUUGGAUGCCUCCUUGUAGCCACACUUUUCAUGCUAAUUGCAUCGAUAUGUGGCUCUCUUCUCAGUCCACAUGUCCCGUAUGCCGUGCAAAUCUGUCUCUAAAACUCGGCGACUGCUUUCCAUAUCCGAGCAUGGAUCUUGAAACAGGAAAUGCACGAAGAGAUGUAGUAAAACUCCCUGACGAGAUAAGCUUGACAGAUAGUAGUAAUGUGACAUGGAACAAUAAUGCAAAUUAUAGAACAACUAGAUCAAGAUCUACAGGGUCAUUGCCGAGCUGGCGUAGGGCUGAGAUAUUUUACCCUAGAUCUUAUUCGACCGGACAUUCAUUGGUUCAACUAGGUAAGAAUCUUGAUCGAUUCAAACUGCAGUUACCAGAGGAGAUGCAAAGACAAUUGGUUGGCCUGAAAAGCCACGUCGCCUUACCUCGAGCCAGGAGUUCGAGACAGGGCUACAGAAGCGGUUUCUCUCAGGGAUAAAAAACACUUCGGCGGGACAUAUCUAUGUCUCCUUCUUUUCAAGGUGCUACUGACUUGGCAGGGACGAUCUAGUGCUAGAGACUUCUCAAGCUUACAAAGAUUUUGGGGAACAGUCGUUUCAACGCCUCAUGCCAGAGAAGGUCUAAUCUGUGUACAUAUCUGCUCUCUUAUUGCUCCACGUGUCCUAUCUCUAUCUGUCGUGCUGAUGUAGUUCCUUAAUUCUCUUAGCCUUUGACUUUUCAUUUUCCUUCGAUGCGUGCCUUUGUGAAUAAGAUUAUCUUUUUUUU